AUGGAGGUGAAUACUACAUUAUUAGGACGCAACUUCACAGACUUGCGCAUCUUAACGGAGAAACUUCUGUCGUCCGCAAACCAGUCUCAGCAGUUUCCAGACAAUGAGACGGACCGCGUCUCCCAAGACGAUUUGGACGUGAACACAGACAUAUACUCAAAAGUUUUGGUUACUGUGAUUUAUGUGCUAUUGUUUGUUGUCGGCAGUUUGGGUAAUUCGAUCACCCUGUAUACACUUGUGACGAAGAAAUCUUUGCAGAACCUCCAGAGUACGGUGCAUUAUCACCUGGCGAGUCUCGCCAUAUCAGAUCUUCUCAUCCUGAUCCUUUGCAUGCCCAUUGAGUUGUACAACUUCAUCUGGGUGCAUCAUCCGUGGGCUUUUGGGGAGGCUGUUUGCAAAGGUUACUACUUUUUGCGGGACGGCUGCUCCUAUGCGACGGCGUUCAACAUCGCUAGUCUGAGCGUGGAGCGCUUCAUGGCUAUCUGUCACCCGUUCAAGGCGAAGAGCAUCAUGUCGCGGAGCCGCACCAAGAAAUUCAUCAGCGCCAUGUGGCUCGCGUCGUUUUUGCUGGCCACCCCGAUGCUCUUCACAAUGGGACAGCGUCUCGCGGAUAAUGAGUUCAUAUGCACAACCAUCGUGUCCUCGAUAACUGCCAAAACUGUUCUACAGGUGAAUGCCUUCCUGUCCUUUCUGGUUCCCAUGGCGUUGAUCUCAGCAUUAAAUGGAGUUAUUGCCAGUCAGCUGCUGCGCAUGUUUAGGGAGACGGCACAGGACAAUCGCAUCUGCAUCGUUGGAGGCAACGCUACUAUGCUUAGUGUUGCCGUUGAGCCCAACCGUGCCCAAUCACUGCGCCAUGGAGUCAUGGUGCUACGUGCUGUGGUCAUUGCUUUUGUGGUGUGCUGGUUGCCAUACCAUGCCCGAAGACUAAUGUUCUGUUACGUCACCGAAUGGACACACACUCUCUUCGAUUUCUACCACUACUUCUACAUGGUCACAAACGUGCUCUUCUAUGUCAGCUCAGCCAUAAACCCCAUCCUCUACAAUCUUGUCUCCGCCAACUACCGGCAAAUAUUUUUUGCCACGCUUCGCUACUUCUUCCUGCCGUGCCGCCAUAAGAAACAGAAGCGCGUUCUCACAAGACACUCAGUCAGCAUCUGCAGCAACCAGACCUUCUCCACCAAUGUCAUCAAGGAGACCAUUUACUGA
Messenger RNA from Myxocyprinus asiaticus (Chinese sucker), 1206 nucleotides. RefSeq names its product neurotensin receptor type 1-like. The record is from RefSeq and is a predicted model, not a curated record. The transcript has 4 exons. Gene Ontology annotation, molecular function: G protein-coupled neurotensin receptor activity. Lineage: Eukaryota; Metazoa; Chordata; Actinopteri; Cypriniformes; Catostomidae. Gene Ontology annotation, cellular component: plasma membrane. Gene Ontology annotation, biological process: neuropeptide signaling pathway. The coding region runs from base 1 to 1206 and encodes 401 amino acids.